ACGAGGACGUCACUCUGCUGAUAGCUAUUUCCGCAUCGUCCUGUUCUUGUCCUUGUACCUUUUUUGAGCAUGUUGCAUUUUUAGUGGACUUUUUUGUUUUACUUUCCCCGUGACGGGCAUCCAUGGGCGUCAGCUACGGCACGGGGAACGAAUCCGGAUGAUACACUGCAUACACCUCCAUUUCCUUGGAUUGUCUAUUCUUGCAUUCUACGCGGCUCCGCUCCAACCACACGGCACAUUUUCUUUCCUUUUCUCUCGGCCAUUAGCUCCACAUUCCGGAUCCUGCUGCGAAAUAGAUGGAAGGCUGGGAACAAAAAGCCACCGGGCAUUUUGGUGUUUGGGGGCCUUCCGGUGCUGUACAAUGAUGACGGAACAUUUGGAAUGGUUGGGCGUCGCCCAAUACAAGGGGCUUGGGUUUGGCGCGUAUGGCAAGAAAGGGUCUUUCCAUGGCAUUUUUGGGAGAUUGGGUUCUAUUUUGCUUUUGCGGUCGAGAUUCCAUGGGGCCCAUUGUAAUACUGGACCGAAUUGACCGGUGCGGGCAUCGGUCGAUCAUUCAAGCGCUGGGAAUAUGUAAUGAUAAAUGCAGAUGACGGAGUUUAGGAGGCUGGUCAAAGGAGGCGCUGACUAGCAUGGAUGGGUGUGGGGAGCAAGCAGCCUUUCACAGCCUCGCCGACUCCAGUUAUUGGCUC
Lindgomyces ingoldianus is the source of this 689-nucleotide messenger RNA. RefSeq lists its product as uncharacterized. Lineage: Eukaryota; Fungi; Ascomycota; Dothideomycetes; Pleosporales; Lindgomycetaceae. The coding region runs from base 158 to 529 and encodes 123 amino acids. The transcript has a single exon. The record is from RefSeq and is a predicted model, not a curated record.